AUGUUCACAGACCAGUCACUGGGACUGCACAGUCAGUCAGCUAAAUUUGGUGAAGCGGUGAUCAGGUUCCCGUCUCUGUGAACACAUGAUACUGUCCUAGUUCCAUGUCCCUUCUCCGUCUGUCACUGAGUCCAGACUCUCAGCACUUGUUCUCUACAGCAGUCAGGACCGGAGGAACCAGAGUCAGGCCGUCUGAAGUCAACCUUGGUCCUUCAUCCGGGCUCUUUUAAAUCUUUAUCUUCUGGGGUUCUGAGAUUCUGUGAUUUUAGACCUGGUCUGGUGGAGCGGUCGUUCUGUUCUUGUGCUGUUUCUUCUGCUUCUGCUUCAGGCGGGAGAAGGGAGACCACUGAGCCGCCAUGUUCCUGGCAUUGGUGGUGACCCCGGAGCUGAGGGAGUUCCUGGCCAGAGCCAGAGGUGGAGUAGUGCGCCUCCUGAAGGUGUGCAUCCGAGACGAGCAGCUGGUGCUCGGGACCUGCAGAGAACCAGAGAAAAGCUGGGACCAGGACUAUGACCGAUUUCUGCUUCCCCUCCUGGACGACCAGGAGCCCUGCUACAUCCUGUACCGCCUUGACUCCCAGAAUGCUCAGGGCUACGAGUGGAUCUUUAUUUCCUGGUCUCCAGAUCAGUCUCCAGUGAAACAGAAGAUGCUCUACGCCGCCACUCGGGCCACACUCAAGAAGGAGUUUGGCGGCGGCCACGUGAAGUACGAGAUGUUCGGCACAGCUGAGGAGGACGUCUGUCUGCUGGGUUACCAGCACCACGUGACAUCCUGCUCAGGACCCGCCCCGCUGACAUUAGCUGAGCAGGAGCUCCAGAGGAUCAAAAUCACUGAGGGACGAGUGAAACAGGUGAACACGGAGAUCAGCGUGGACUGCAUGCACCAGACACUUCAGGGCCUGGCCUUCCCUCUGCAGGAGUCAGCCAAGAGAGCCCUCCAGCAGCUGGCUCAAAGGCACGUCAACUACGUCCAGCUGCGGCUGGAUGUGGAGAAGGAGAUCAUCGAGCUGGUCCAUUCCAACCCGACAGAAAUCGUAGAUUUGCCCCGCAGAGUUCCCAAAGACACUCCCAGAUACCACUUCUUCCUCUACAAACACUCCCACGAAGGAGACUGCCUGGAAUCAGUCGUGUUCAUCUACUCCAUGCCUGGAUACAGCUGCAGCAUCAAGGAACGAAUGCUCUACUCCAGCUGCAAGAGUCGCCUCCUGGAGGAGGUGGAGAGAGACUACGGUCUGGAAGUAGCUAAAAAGUUGGAGAUCGACGAUGGAGAUGAACUGACGCAGCAGUUUCUCUACGACGAGGUCCACCCCAAGCAGCACGCUCUCAAACAGGCCUUCGCCAAACCGAGGGGCCCGGCCGGGAAGAGGGGACACAAACGCCUCAUCAAGGGCACAGGAGAGAGCCUGCAGAAGAGCUAGAGCUGAACCCAGGACCUCCUGGCAGCUCCUCGCAUUUCUCCUGCUCUUCUCACUAACACGUCGUCAGGACGGAGGAGAGAACACCCACACACACACACACACACACACACACACACUCACUCACACACACACUCUGUCUGUCUGCUGAAACACUCUGUUAAAACCCAUGUCUUCAUGUCAGACGAACGCGUUAACUGCGGCGGUGAUUGUCAAAAUAUUCAGAGUAAAUGGAGUGAAGGAGUCGGGAUGAAAGUGUUCCGUGUUUCCCACUGACCGCAGGAUAAAUCACAUCUUUACAACAUGACUUAAAUGACAUAAAUGUCACGGCUCCGGCUCUCGUGUUCUGCGUUCGAUAAAUGUUCAACAGCGUUUGUAGGAAAAUUACACCCUGAAACAAAACAAAAUAAAAUCUUGUGUUUAUACUAUGACAUCAGACCUCUUAAAAAAUGUUUUUUUUAUAUAUCCAAUCACGUAAUGUUUACAUCCUGGAAAUGUUAAGAGCUACAAAAAUGUUAUGGUUUCCUUCCACCGAUGUGUUCGUCAAAGACAAAUGCACUGAAUAAAUUUAAAAUUACUGAAAUCAAAAUCAAACUCUUAUAUUUGGACGUUUGUCUUUGGAAUAUUAAGCCUUUCUUUUACAUCAUAUCUUAUCUCAGCUAACAGGAACUAGCCUAGUGCUAAUCUUCAGAAAAAAUGACGCAGUGGCCCAAAUAUGUUCAGAAAGAUCUGAGAGGCUUCUAAAUAGCUUGUAGCUAAGCUAACCAAAAGCUAAAGGUCACUUGAGAUUUAAGAGCAGAGCUAGUCCAGAACAGAGUUUGGUCCAGAGUUGAGGUGAAAGUAACGUAAAAAUUAGCACAGCCUUGAUGUUCCUUACGUUAAAAAGAUGUAAUAAUUAAAGAUAACGACAACGGGAGUUUAACGGACCAGACGUCCUUUAGGUUCAAGAAGUGGACUGUGUUUUACUCUAAUGGAGAACAGUGGAAAAUUACAUUUCAGAAAAGGAGCAAAACACUGACACCAGGUGGACAGUGUCUCAGGACUUUGGACAUGACUGUUAGAAAUCAAAUAUUUAAAUGUUUAACUGAAUUGGUCAGCUGUGUUACUGAAGGUAACUGAACUAACUAGUUGGUCUGACGCUGACUCUGUCUUCUGAGGACAGUUUAAUAAAGAAAACCUGGACUACAGUAGUCCUCGCUGGUGAACCAGGGUCAGGGGUCAGGGGUCAGGAUCCUGUCCUGGAGGAAAGUUUUCUGCCCUGAGGAGAAUAACAACGUUGCUCGGUGGUUGUGCGGCGGUUGUGCGGUGGUUGUGCGGCUGUAACCACUUAACAAAGAGCUGCUCUUGAAAAGUAUAUUCUUUCGACAUAGAACGGAUGAAUUCAUACCUCUGCUUCCAGUCACGACUCUUCUUAGAAGCUCUAGGAAAGUUCUGUGAACUUUCCUAGAGCUUCUAAGAAAACAGCAGGUUUUGAUUUUGUCCCGUUAGUGAGACCUCGGUGAGUUCUGGGGAAGUCGUGCCACUUAAAGAUUCAGAAGUUAAAUAUACCACAGAUACCAGCGCUGACACUGGUGGAGCAUGUGGUGUCGGUGCGUGAGUGCAGCCACAGAGAUUAAGGAAAAAGUCACAGCUUGGAA
Molecule: messenger RNA, 3049 nt
Organism: Cynoglossus semilaevis (tongue sole)
Lineage: Eukaryota; Metazoa; Chordata; Actinopteri; Pleuronectiformes; Cynoglossidae
Gene: twf2
Product: twinfilin actin binding protein 2
Exons: 9
Coding region: 357-1415 (352 amino acids)
Biological process (GO): barbed-end actin filament capping; actin filament depolymerization; positive regulation of neuron projection development
Cellular component (GO): myofibril; cytoplasm; actin filament
Molecular function (GO): actin filament binding; actin monomer binding
Source: RefSeq, a predicted model, not a curated record